Molecule: messenger RNA, 1079 nt
Organism: Megalops cyprinoides (Indo-Pacific tarpon)
Lineage: Eukaryota; Metazoa; Chordata; Actinopteri; Elopiformes; Megalopidae
Product: interferon-induced protein 44-like
Exons: 8
Coding region: 72-950 (292 amino acids)
Source: RefSeq, a predicted model, not a curated record
CAUAUGAAAGGAAAGACACAACCACACCUCUCAAACUGAACUCAGGAUCGAGAACAACAACAACACAACAAAUGGGAAAUUCACCUCCAGCACCACCACCACCACCAAGUCCCGAAUUGAAACAAUCAUGGAGGGACAUGUCUUGGGAUGACAGAGACAAGACCUUAAAAGAACUGAAGGAAUUCAAGCCAGCAAACCCAAAGGUGGAACGAGUGAGAAUCCUCCUGCAUGGACCAAUUGGUGCUGGGAAGUCCAGCACAAUCAACUCCAUCAAUAACAUCUUUCAAGGACAUAUAACAACUGAAGCUCUGGCUGAUUCCACUGGGGGACACAGUUUCACCAAAACACUCAAAACCUACUACAUAGAGGAUCGAAGCAGUUCUGGGUCCAGUUAUGCCUUCACCUUCACUGAUAUCAUGGGCCUGGAAAAAAAUGGAGGAGUGCAUCAACGAGACAUUGUUCUUGCCCUAAAAGGCCAUAUAAAAGAUGGCUACAAGUUCACCCCUGACUCUCCCAUAUCAGAAGAUGAUCGAUGUUACAAUAAAAGCCCCAGCCUGAGAGACCGGAUUCACUGCCUGGUCACAGUGUUGACAGCAGACAAACUGUCCUUCAUGGAAGAGGAAGUGAUCAAAAAACUGAGAGACAUCCGCCUGGAAGCCAGCGAUAUGGGGAUUCCUCAGGUGAUUCUCUUGACCAGGGUGGAUAUUGCUUGUGAGCUGGUGCAGGGGGACCUGAGAAAGGUGUACAGAAGCAAAUACAUAAAGCAGCAGAUGGAGAAAUGCCAUACUCUGCUGGGUACACCAUUAAACUGCAUCCUUCCUGUGAAGAACUACAGCCAGGAAAUUGAUCUGGUCAAAGACGUUGAUGAGCUGUUGCUGAAAGCCCUGAGGCACAUUGCCAACUUUGCAGAUGAUUAUGUGAGGAAAAAACCUCAUAAUCAAAUGCAUUAAAAUUUAAAAAUACACCAAAACAUGUAUUAAAAUCAUAGAUCAUAAUGGGGUAGACCAGUUUAUGCAGUUUCAAGAAGAUGUAGCACGCUUAAUGGUUGAAAAAUUGUUACUGAACUAAUUGUUGGAAAG